CCAAGGAAGAAGAGUUGGACUCUGAUCUCCUGCAGUUUCGAUUCUGCUUUGCUGGAAUCAAUAUUUGCGCGGAGACAACCAGACGUGUGUGUCCAUUGUUAUGGAAGGGCGUCACGGCGAGUUUAGGUUGACUGGAUUUUGAGGGGGAAGUCUGAAGCCAGAACAUUCCUCAGAGGAUUUGGAGUGGAGGUUUUACCUACAUAAACCUUCAUUGUGCCUGUUCACGUGAAAGAGACUUUCUUUCUUCGGUCAACACUGGGCUGCGGUCACUGGACUGGUCAGACCGAGACUGCACUGCCAAGUUUGAUAACUUUGUUCGGCGAAAUGGCGGUUUACUCUCUGCCGGAGGGCUUCAGCGAUUUUGAUAUGUUUACUUUCGGAUCCAUGCUCCUCGUCGGAGGUCUUCUUGGAUUCAUCCUCAACGCAGUCAGCGCCGUCGCUUUCCUCCGUGUGAAAGAACUGCGCACUCCAAGUAACUUCUUUGUGUUUAACCUUGCACUCGCCGACAUGAGUCUCAACAUCAAUGGACUCACAGCUGCUUAUGCCAGUUACCUCAGAUACUGGCCUUUUGGUCAGGGCGGAUGUUCCUACCAUGGCUUCCAGGGGAUGAUUUCCGUAUUGGCGUCCAUCAGCUUCAUGGCAGCCAUUGCCUGGGACAGAUACCAUCAGUACUGCACCAGGCAGAAGCUGUUCUGGAGUACGACCAUGACAAUGAGCGCCAUCAUCUGGACUCUGUCUAUCUUCUGGGCUGCCGUGCCUCUGAUGGGCUGGGGGGUCUAUGACUUUGAGCCCAUGAGGACCUGUUGCACGCUGGACUACACCAGAGGAGACAGAGACUAUGUGACCUACAUGCUGACGCUGACGGUGCUUUACUUGAUGUUUCCAGCCAUCACCAUGUUGUCCUGUUAUAGCGCCAUCCACAAACAAUUCAAGAAGGUCCAUUUCCACCGGUUCAACACCAAUCUACCUCUGAGGGUGAUGCUGAUGUGUUGGGGCCCGUACGUCCUCAUGUGUAUCUACGCCUGCUUCCAGAAUGUGAAGGUGGUUUCUCCUAAGUUGAGGAUGGUGCUUCCAGUCCUGGCUAAAACCAAUCCCAUCUUCAACGCUCUGCUCUACUCAUUUGGAAACGAGUUCUACCGUGGCGGCGUGUGGCACUUCCUCACGGGAGAGAAGAUUGUUGAACCCGAACUGAAAAAGAACAAAUAAAAUAAAAAUCUGCCUUGAAA
Messenger RNA from Synchiropus splendidus (mandarinfish), 1226 nucleotides. RefSeq names its product retinal G protein coupled receptor b (gene rgrb). NCBI's taxonomy places the organism in Eukaryota, Metazoa, Chordata, Actinopteri, Syngnathiformes, Callionymidae. Gene Ontology annotation, molecular function: G protein-coupled receptor activity. The record is from RefSeq and is a predicted model, not a curated record. Gene Ontology annotation, cellular component: membrane. Gene Ontology annotation, biological process: G protein-coupled receptor signaling pathway; visual perception; phototransduction. Bases 325 to 1206 code for a protein of 293 amino acids. The transcript is spliced from 7 exons.